This is a messenger RNA of Mugil cephalus (flathead mullet), 2319 nucleotides long. Its product is annotated as extracellular matrix protein 2. Gene Ontology annotation, biological process: positive regulation of cell-substrate adhesion; extracellular matrix organization. The transcript is spliced from 10 exons. Gene Ontology annotation, molecular function: protein binding; collagen V binding; heparin binding. The coding region runs from base 293 to 2122 and encodes 609 amino acids. NCBI's taxonomy places the organism in Eukaryota, Metazoa, Chordata, Actinopteri, Mugiliformes, Mugilidae. Gene Ontology annotation, cellular component: extracellular matrix. The record is from RefSeq and is a predicted model, not a curated record.
UCCAUGAUAUUUCGUCCCACCCUCUCGCUCUUUCUUCAUUUCAGGAUUCACUGUGAGUAGGGGCCAAGUACAAUAUGUGUUUGGAAGAGUUUUUUAAUCUGACAACAGAAAAUAAACACAGCUUUUACUCUUUCUUUAAAUUCUAAGGAGAUCAGUCUGAACUUGACUGCUUGACUUCUCUUCGUUUUGGAAUAACCGUCUGCAUUUUCUGUGGAUUUCCUUUUUGCGCUCAUCAGACCUGAAGAUUGGAAGUAAAAGUUUGGGGCUUUUUUCCCCCCGUAAACAUCCGACAAUGCAGCUGUCAAGGACGUGGAUCGUGUGCUUUUGCCUUAGUAACGCAAUUUUAUCAGGAGAAAGCCUUGACUCCUUCUUGGAAAUCUCUUCUCCUGAGACUCCUGAGCAAGAAAUGGCAACUGUUCACUCAUCGAAGAACAGCACAGAAAUUACGUUUUUCAAUACGCAAGCUGCUGAAGAGAGUCAAAAUGAGCAUCUACAAACUGAUGCCAAAUGGGAAACCAGGCCAAAAAAAGCUGACUUCAAAAAGCUGGAGUCCCUCAGCAGAAGAAAAAGAAGUUCCUGGGGGAAGAGGAAACACGCAGCCACGGAAGAGUCGAUCGCAUAUAGAAUUGCAGGUUUGGGGCGACCGCUAAUGGGCUGGAGAAAGCGCGGAAAAGGAGAGGAGGGGACCAGCGUUCUCAUGGCAACACUGAAAGAACUUCAUGCUGAGAAGAGAAGGCUGAUGGAUCAGGGGAAAGCACGAGAGGAGGAGGAAGAAGAAGAAGAAGAUGACGAUGAUGAUGACGAUGAGGAUGACGACGACGAAGAUGACGAUGACGAAGAGGAGGAGGAGGAGGAAGAAGAAGAAGAGGAAGAAGAAGAGGAAGAAGAAGAGGAGGAGGAAGAGGAAGAAGAAGAAGAAGAGGCAACUGAGCCUCCCACCAAUCAAACUGAAACACAGUCCAACUUUACAGAGACUCCUUUUGAGUGCCAGACGUCUGACAGAGAAAUCAGCUGCAGGGGCGUCGGCUUGACUCACCUGCCAACCUUCCGCAACCUGGAGACCACACACCUGGACAUGGCAGAGAACAACAUCCAAAUCAUCGCUCCGGAAACUUUCUCUGGCCUACCCAACCUUGACGCGCUGGACCUGAGCCACAACAAACUGGACGACGAGUCCUUCAGCCAAAACCCCUUGUCUAAUCUGACCCUUCUGAAGAAACUGAAUCUUGAUGGAAAUCAGAUUAGCAGGAUUCCAUCCCUGCCUUCGACACUCGAGGAGCUCAGGAUUAACAAGAACAAGCUUAGUGCACUCACCCCUCACUGCUUCGAAGGUCUGACGAAUCUGCUGAAUCUGGAGCUGGGGGAGAAUGCCCUCCAUGAUGUGUCAUCUUCAGCUUUCAGACCAUUACAGAAGCUUCUGUCCCUCCAGCUGAGCAACAACCUCCUCCGUUCUGUCCCCCCGGGCCUUCCACCUUCUCUUCAGGUGCUGGACAUGACUAAAAAUCUGAUUGAUGAGGUGACUGAGGAGGCACUGAGGGACUGCAUUCACUUGAGAGUGCUAAACCUGAGUCACAACCAGCUGCAUGAGCAAGCCAUCGCUACCCACGCCUGGACCCGUCUAAAGUCCCUGGAGUCCUUGGAUCUGUCCCACAACCAGUUCACAUCUGUGCCAAUGAAUCUGGCUCGCUCUCUCCGAAAACUGAACCUGCAACACAACAGCAUCAGUCACAUCCCAGAGUUCACGUUCCGUCACCUGCGCCCGGGCCUUCAGUCCCUCGGCCUGUCUCACAACGGCUUGAGGAACAAUUCGUUCAAACAGUUCUCGUUUGUGGGAACUUACCGCUCGCUGACCGAGCUCCUAUUGGACAACAAUCUCCUGGGAGAGGUCCCUCGCUACGUCAGGCAGUUCAAGAACCUGCAGGUGCUGAGACUGGACAACAAUCAGAUCAGGGUGCUUAGACGGUGGGGAGUCUGCCAUCCUCAAAGGUCUGACUCCACCUUGGCGAGUGUCCACCUGGAAAACAAUCUGUUGGAAGUGGAGAAGAUCCCCUCGAACGCCUUCUCUUGUCUCACCGACACCCGGGGACUGGUUCUCCAUCCGCAGCAGGGGUACACAAAAUGAACAAUAGGCCAGUCUUCUCAGACACGAAAGAAUGCGUACACACAAUCGUUCUGCAUAAUCAUUCUUGUAUCAGGAGAAUAUUAUUAUCACCUCGCUUGCUUAGUCACGCAGAGCUUUUACCAUCCAAACUCAUUUUUUUCUUUCAUGUCUCAUCUUUAAUCCAAACAACUGUAAUAUUCUGCUAUAUAAUAAACACA